AUGAAAAUAUUGAAUAUCAAUAAAUUAUAAAAUGAAUAAAAAAAUAUAACACAAAAACAUUUAUAGGAGUUUGCACAAGAGGCUUCAAUAACAUUUACAGGUUUAAUUAAACAAACAUAUGAAGACAGAAAAGGUUUGAAAUAAAUUAUAAUACAAUUUGACCCGAUUGUUAAGUAAAUUUAUUAUCAGUAUCAAAGCAAAAUAUAUGCCGAAGUCUUAGGAUUCUAAAUGUAGUAAAUUAAAGAUAGCUUGGAUAAUCCUAAAGUAAAUGUAAGAGAAUAGGUUGUAACAUUGAUGAUUUACAUCGAAGAAGUAUUAUAAGAGAUAGAAAAACACUAUUAAAUACCCUACAAUAAAUAGUACUUUGUGGAUGCAUGUAAUAAACUGUAAUUAAUUCCUUAGUUUAUGAAAUAACAAUCCCUGAAGUUGUUCAAGAUGAUGCAGGAGUUAAUAAUAAUGACAGUUGGUGUCAAAAAUGCACCAUUUCAUGA
Molecule: messenger RNA, 491 nt
Organism: Paramecium octaurelia
Lineage: Eukaryota; Ciliophora; Oligohymenophorea; Peniculida; Parameciidae
Source: the annotation of a GenBank genome assembly